UUUGUAGUAAAUGAAUUUCAAUUAUCUGUAUUCAGUUGAGAUUUAAAACUUAAACAGUACGGACGAGCGGCACGGCACGGUGACAUCAAUGUGGAAGAUUAGCAGAAAAACAUUACUUCAAGGACAGACCUCAACGAGUCUUUCAUCAAACACCAAGAGAAAAGCAAAAAUAGCAAAAGCCACUGUACGUUGGUCUAGCGCUAAAGCUGACACCACCGCUGUACCACAAAUACCCUCAAACGCAGAUGUGGUUAUCAUUGGUGGCGGUUCGGCAGGAUGUCAUACACUGUAUCACUUGGCGAAACGUGGCGUAAAGGCAGUGCUAUUGGAACGUGCUAAACUAACAGCCGGCACCACCUGGCAUACGGCGGGUUUGAUUUGGCGUUUACGACCCAACGAUGUGGAUAUAGAAUUAUUGAAUAAUUCACGAAAUAUGCUAAUGGAAUUAGAAGCGGAUACCGGAUACGAUCCGGGUUGGAUACAGAAUGGUGGCAUAUUCAUUGCGCACACUGAAAAACGUUUGGAUGAAUAUAGACGACUGGCCACUGUAGGCAAUGCUUUAGGCAUUGAGAAUCACAUACUCGGACCCGAAGAAACACAAAAAUUAUUCCCACUACUUGAUCCGAAAUCAUUUAUUGGAGCACUCUAUUCGCCAGGCGACGGUGUCAUAGAUCCAGCCAUGUUGUGCACUGCCUUAACUCGCGGAGCUGUUAAAAAUGGUGGGAAAGUCAUUGAAAAUUGUAAUGUCACCGAACUCUUAGUCGAGGAUACAGGCAAAGGCAAACAGUUAAUCGGCGUUGCCACACCGUAUGGUAAUAUAAAAACCAAGACUGUAGUGAAUACGACAGGAGUUUGGGGCAGAGACUUAGUGCAUAAGUAUGGCUCACACUUACCACUCAUACCGAUGAAACACUCCUAUAUUGUUUCCGAAACAAUACCCGGUGUACGUGGCAUACCAAACAUACGUGAUCACGAUUAUUCCACAUACUUUCGUAUACAAGGAGACGCAAUAUGCAUGGGCGGUUACGAGCCGAAUCCGAUUUUAUUAGAACCGGUGCCGGAUGACUUCCAUUUCGGACUGUACGACUUGGAUUGGACAGUGUUCGAUGUGCAUCUUAAUGGUGCAAUGAAAUUGUGCCCUUCAUACGGCGAUUACGGUGUAAAGAGCACAAUAUGUGGUCCCGAGUCCUUUACGCCCGAUCACAAACCGCUUAUGGGACCGGAUACACAAGUGAAUGGUGUAUUUCAUAAUUGUGGUUUCAACUCGGCUGGCAUGAUGUUCGGCGGCGGUUGUGGUGAACAAACCGCUUUAUGGCUAAUCAACGGUAAACCCGAUUUGCCAAUGUUUAGCUUCGAUUUGCGUCGCUUCACAAAAGCACAAAAUCGCAAUACACAGUGGAUACGUGAGCGUUCACAUGAGAGCUAUGCCAAGAAUUAUAGCAUGGUCUUUAAGUAUGAUCAGCCGCUUGCAGGCCGAAAUUUCCAAAAGGAUCCACUGCAUGAGGACAUGUUGGCGCAGUAUGCUUUCAUGGAGGAGAAACAGGGUUGGGAAAGACCUGGCUUCUUUAUGAAGCAUAAGGCAGAGGUACUGCCUUAUGACUGGUAUGGCAGCUAUGGGCAUAAAAGACACAAUGAUCGCGCUUAUGAGGAUGCGCUCGAGGGCGAUUUGAAAUAUGCAGAGUUUUCGGAGCAUCAUAAGUUGAUAGGCGAAGAGGCACUGGCUUGCCGUAAUGCCGCGGUGAUAUUCAAUAUGAGUUAUUUCUGUAAGCUCAUUAUGGAAGGACCGGAUGCGCAAAAGGCAGCCGAUUGGUUGUUUAGUGCAAACACGAACCGCGAUACAAGCAAAACCGUUUACACUUGUGUACUCAACAAUACUGGCGGUGUAGAGGCCGAUGUGACUGUAUCGCGUUUGGAUUCCGGCACUGGUGCGGUACACGAUCCGAAGUUCACGGGUCAGGGAUAUUACAUUGUGGCCGGUGGUGCCUCUGCUUAUUAUACUUACGCGACUUUACUCGCCGAAAUACGUGAAAAGGGUUUCAAUGUCUCAUUGCGCGAUGUUACAGCUGAUUUGGGUGUUAUAUCCAUACAAGGGCCGCACAGCCGUGAUAUACUUCAGCGUAUUAUCGAUUGUGAUCUAUCGAAUGAGAACUUACCACCAAAUGGCACACAGGUAACAAGUAUUAAAUGCCCAACAGCGAAUGGCAAGCAAGUUGGCUUACGUUUACUACGUGUCAGUUUUGUUGGCGAACUCGGCUAUGAGCUACACGUACCCAAGGAACAUUGCUCCGCCGUCUAUCAAUCACUUUUGGCGGUAGGCAAACCGCUUGGUGUGCGAAACGCAGGCUAUCGCGCUCUGUACUCGCUGAGUAGCGAAAAAGGUUAUCAUCUCUGGAGUUUCGAUUUACGACCUGACGACACACCCAUCGAAGCUGGUCUAGGGUUUACGUGUCGCAAAAAUGGUGACUACAAGGGAAAGUUGGCAAUCGAAAGACAGCGUAAGGAAGGCAUUAAAAAGCGUCUGGUCUAUUUAACAUUGAACGAACAGGUGCCUAUUUGGGGCUUGGAAGGUGUGUAUCGUAAUGGUGAGGCCGUUGGUUUCUUGCGACGUGCUGAAUACGGUUACGCUUUGGACAAAUCUAUUGGGCAGGCGUAUGUUAGUCGAACGGAUGGUGGAUUUAUAAAUGAAAAAUACAUAACGGAAGGAACGUAUGAAGUGGAUAUAUUAGGCAAACGUUAUAAGGCUGAGUGUCAUCUACGAAGUCCCUUCGAUCCGGAGAGCAAGCGCGUAAUGGGUAUUUAUUGAUUAACUGCCCGAAUGUUUUAUUUAUACAUACAUGUAUAUCCAUAUUUCGUUAAAAAGGAACAUUCUCAAAGUAAUCUUUAAAUUUAUACUAAUACGAGUAUAUGGAAAUACGCAUAUA
This is a messenger RNA of Ceratitis capitata (Mediterranean fruit fly), 2921 nucleotides long. It is a transcript of the gene Sardh, whose product is annotated as sarcosine dehydrogenase, mitochondrial. The record is from RefSeq and is a predicted model, not a curated record. The coding region runs from base 89 to 2803 and encodes 904 amino acids. Lineage: Eukaryota; Metazoa; Arthropoda; Insecta; Diptera; Tephritidae. Gene Ontology annotation, cellular component: mitochondrion; mitochondrial matrix; cytoplasm. The transcript is spliced from 4 exons. Gene Ontology annotation, molecular function: protein binding; sarcosine dehydrogenase activity.